AUGGACAGGCAGCAGGCGCCACCCUGGGUCCACAUAACCCUCAUCCUCUUCCUCCUCAGCCUCGGAGGGGCUAUCGAGAUUCCGAUGGAUCCAAGCAUUCAGAAUGAGCUGACCCAGCCCCCAACUAUCACCAAGCAGUCAGUGAAGGACCACAUCGUGGACCCCCGUGAUAACAUCCUGAUUGAAUGUGAAGCUAAAGGGAACCCUGCCCCCAGCUUUCACUGGACUCGAAACAGCAGAUUCUUCAACAUUGCCAAGGACCCACGGGUGUCCAUGAGGAGGAGGUCUGGGACCUUGGUGAUUGACUUCCGCAGUGGUGGACGGCCUGAGGAAUAUGAAGGGGAAUACCAGUGCUUCGCCCGGAACAAAUUUGGCACUGCUCUUAGCAACCGGAUCCGCCUGCAGGUGUCCAAAUCCCCGCUGUGGCCCAAGGAAAACCUAGACCCCGUCGUGGUUCAAGAGGGUGCCCCCUUGACACUGCAGUGCAACCCCCCACCUGGCCUCCCAUCCCCAGUCAUCUUCUGGAUGAGCAGCUCCAUGGAACCCAUCACUCAGGACAAGCGUGUCUCCCAGGGCCAUAAUGGGGACCUAUACUUCUCCAACGUCAUGCUGCAGGACAUGCAGACCGACUACAGCUGCAAUGCACGCUUCCACUUCACCCACACCAUCCAGCAGAAGAACCCUUUCACCCUCAAGGUCCUUACCACCCGAGGAGUUUCCGAAAGAACGCCUAGCUUCAUGUAUCCUCAGGGCACCUCGAGCAGUCAGAUGGUACUUCGUGGCAUGGACCUGCUGCUGGAGUGCAUUGCCUCUGGGGUCCCAACACCAGACAUUGCAUGGUACAAGAAAGGUGGAGACCUCCCGUCUGACAAGACCAAGUUUGAGAACUUUAACAAGGCUCUUCGCAUCACCAAUGUCUCUGAAGAAGACUCUGGAGAAUAUUUCUGCCUGGCGUCCAACAAGAUGGGCAGCAUCCGGCACACGAUCUCGGUGAGAGUAAAGGCUGCUCCGUACUGGCUGGACGAACCCAAAAACCUGAUCCUGGCUCCUGGUGAAGAUGGGAGGCUGGUAUGCCGAGCCAAUGGGAACCCGAAGCCAACCGUCCAGUGGAUGGUGAAUGGGGAACCUUUGCAAUCGGCACCACCCAACCCCAACCGUGAGGUGGCUGGAGACACAAUCAUCUUCCGGGACACUCAGAUCAGCAGCAGGGCAGUGUACCAGUGCAACACAUCCAAUGAGCAUGGCUACCUGCUGGCCAAUGCCUUCGUCAGUGUGUUGGAUGUGCCCCCUCGGAUGCUGUCUCCCCGGAACCAGCUCAUCAGGGUGAUCCUUUACAACCGGACACGGCUGGACUGUCCAUUCUUCGGCUCUCCCAUUCCAACACUCCGAUGGUUUAAGAAUGGGCAAGGAAGCAACCUGGAUGGUGGUAACUACCACGUCUAUGAAAACGGCAGUCUGGAAAUCAAGAUGAUCCGCAAAGAGGACCAAGGCAUCUACACCUGUGUGGCCACCAACAUCCUGGGCAAAGCUGAAAACCAAGUCCGCCUAGAGGUCAAAGACCCCACCAGGAUCUACAGGAUGCCCGAGGACCAGGUGGUGAAGAGGGGCACGACAGUGCAGCUGGAGUGUCGCGUGAAACAUGACCCCUCCUUGAAGCUCACCGUCUCCUGGCUGAAGGACGAUGAGCCACUGUACAUUGGAAACAGGAUGAAGAAGGAAGAUGACUCCCUGACCAUCUUUGGCGUGGCAGAGCGGGACCAAGGCAGUUACACGUGCAUGGCCAGCACCGAACUGGACCAAGACCUGGCCAAGGCCUACCUCACUGUUCUAGCUGAUCAGGCUACUCCAACUAACCGUUUGGCUGCCCUGCCCAAAGGACGGCCAGACCGACCCAGGGACCUGGAACUCACUGACCUGGCUGAGAGGAGUGUGAGGCUGACCUGGAUUCCAGGGGAUGAUAACAACAGCCCCAUUACAGACUACGUCAUCCAGUUUGAAGAGGACCAGUUCCAACCAGGGGUCUGGCAUGACCACUCCAAGUUCCCAGGCAGCGUCAAUUCAGCCGUGCUCCAUCUGUCCCCGUAUGUCAACUACCAGUUCCGAGUCAUCGCUGUCAAUGAGGUUGGGAGCAGUCACCCCAGCCUUCCAUCUGAGCGGUACAGAACCAGUGGUGCACCCCCUGAGUCCAAUCCCAGUGAUGUGAAGGGAGAAGGGACAAGAAAGAACAAUAUGGAGAUCACGUGGACGCCCAUGAAUGCCACCUCUGCCUUUGGCCCCAACCUGCGCUACAUUGUCAAGUGGCGACGGAGGGAGACCCGAGAAACUUGGAACAAUGUCACAGUGUGGGGCUCUCGCUAUGUGGUGGGGCAGACUCCUGUCUACGUACCCUAUGAGAUUCGAGUCCAGGCUGAAAACGACUUUGGGAAGGGUCCCGAGCCUGACACCAUCAUUGGUUACUCAGGAGAAGAUUAUCCCAGAGCUGCACCCACUGAAGUUAAAAUCCGAGUCAUGAACAGCACGGCCAUCAGCCUUCAGUGGAACCGGGUCUACUCUGACACGGUCCAAGGCCAGCUCAGAGAGUACCGAGCUUACUACUGGAGGGAAAGCAGUUUGCUGAAGAACCUGUGGGUGUCUCAGAAGAGACAGCAGGCCAGCUUCCCUGGUGACCGCCCCCGGGGCGUGGUGGCUCGCCUGUUCCCCUACAGUAACUACAAGCUGGAGAUGGUUGUGGUCAAUGGGAGAGGUGAUGGGCCUCGCAGUGAAACCAAGGAAUUCACCACCCCGGAAGGAGUACCCAGUGCCCCCAGGCGUUUCAGAGUCCGUCAGCCCAACCUGGAGACCAUCAACCUGGAGUGGGAUCACCCGGAGCACCCUAAUGGAAUCCUGAUUGGAUACACUCUCAAAUACGUGGCCUUUAAUGGAACCAAACUAGGAAAGCAGAUGGUGGAAAACUUCUCUCCCAAUCAGACUAAGUUCUCGGUGCAGAGAGCAGACCCUGUGUCGCGCUACCGAUUCUCCCUCAGCGCCAGGACGCAGGUGGGCUCUGGAGAAGCAGCCACAGAGGAGUCCCCAGCACCUCCAAAUGAAGCUACUCCAACUGCAGCUCCUCCCACGUUACCCCCGACUACUGUGGGUACCACAGGCCUUGUGAGCAGUACUGAUGCUCCUGCCCUGGCUGCCACCAGUGAAGCCACAACAAUCCCCAUCAUCCCAACUGUUGUACCUACCACCAUCGCUACAACCACCACUGCCACCACCACCACCACCACCACCACCACCACCACCACCACCACGGAGAGUCCUCCCACUACCACCAUUGGGACUAAGAUUCACGAAACCGCCCCCGGUGAGCAGUCCAUUUGGAACGUCACGGUGCUCCCCAACAGUAAAUGGGCCAACAUCACCUGGAAACACAAUUUCAGGCCUGGAACUGACUUUGUGGUUGAGUACAUCGACAGCAACCAUACGAAAAAAACUAUCCCUGUUAAGGCCCAGGCCCAGCCUAUACAGCUGACAGACCUCUAUCCCGGGAUGACGUACACAUUGCGGGUGUAUUCCCGGGACAACGAGGGCAUCAGCAGUACCGUCAUCACCUUUAUGACCAGUACAGCUUACACCAAUAACCAGGCAGACAUCGCCACCCAGGGCUGGUUCAUCGGGCUCAUGUGUGCCAUCGCCCUUCUGGUGCUGAUCCUGCUCAUUGUCUGCUUUAUCAAGAGGAGUCGAGGUGGCAAGUACCCAGUACGAGAAAAGAAGGAUGUCCCCCUGGGCCCUGAAGACCCCAAAGAAGAAGAUGGCUCAUUUGACUACAGUGAUGAGGACAACAAGCCCCUGCAGGGCAGCCAGACAUCUCUGGACGGCACCAUUAAGCAGCAGGAGAGUGAUGACAGCCUGGUGGACUACGGUGAAGGUGGCGAGGGCCAGUUCAAUGAAGAUGGCUCCUUUAUCGGCCAGUACACAGUCAAAAAGGACAAGGAGGAGACAGAGGGCAAUGAGAGCUCAGAGGCCACAUCACCUGUCAAUGCCAUCUAUUCUCUGGCCUGA
Cricetulus griseus (Chinese hamster) is the source of this 4044-nucleotide messenger RNA. Lineage: Eukaryota; Metazoa; Chordata; Mammalia; Rodentia; Cricetidae. The record is from RefSeq and is a predicted model, not a curated record.